CUAUCUCUGAAGUACUUUUACUAACAGCCCAUGAAGCUAAACAAGGCAGGAGAGAUGGAUAAGAAGUGUGGGUGCUGGACGGUAAUCAAGCGAGGUAUUAAGGGAUCCUGCAAGUCCUCUGCUUCCAUUGAUUCUGUUAACACUCUUCCAAGUACUAGCCUUGUUUAUGACGCAGUCACUGAGACUCGAUAUUUGAACGCCAGCAACCGAGAGCUCUCUGCUCCCAACGAGGCUCAGGUCUCCAAUGAAAACCCUGGUCCACUGCCUUCCGAAGAGCAACCUUUUCAUGAAUUGCUUCAAUUUAGUUUUCAGGAGCUUAAGUCUGCCACUGGGAAUUUCAGACCUGACAGUAUUCUUGGGGAAGGUGGGUUUGGGUAUGUUUUCAAAGGAUGGAUAGAGGAGAAUGGAACAGCUCCUGCGAAACCAGGUUCAGGUGUCACGGUUGCAGUUAAAAGUCUGAAGCCAGAUGCUCUUCAGGGUCAUAGAGAAUGGGUGGCUGAGGUUGACUUCCUUGGACAGCUUCACCACCCCAAUCUUGUAAAACUAAUUGGUUACUGUAUUGAAGAUGAUCAACGGCUGCUUGUCUAUGAAUUUAUGACCCGGGGAAGUCUUGAGAACCAUCUUUUCAGAAGGACACUGCCUCUUCCAUGGAUCAGCAGGAUUAAAAUUGCACUUAGUGCAGCUAAAGGAUUGGCCUUUCUCCAUGGAGGUUCUGAACCGGUCAUUUAUAGAGACUUCAAGACAUCUAACAUAUUGCUUGAUACGGAAUACAACGCGAAGCUUUCAGAUUUUGGCCUGGCGAAAGCUGGUCCCCAGGGAGACAAAACACAUGUCUCUACUAGGGUUGUUGGGACAUACGGCUAUGCUGCACCAGAAUAUGUUAUGACAGGGCAUUUGACAUCAAGGAGUGAUGUUUAUAGCUUUGGGGUUGUGUUACUUGAAAUUUUAACAGGUCGAAGGUCAAUGGACAAAAAUCGACCUAGUGGGGAACAAAAUCUUGUUGCAUGGGCUCGACCAUAUUUGUCAGAUAAGAGGAAACUUUUCCAGCUAGUGGAUCCUCGCUUGGAACUCAACUACUCUGUUAAAGGGGUGCAAAAGGUGGCUCAGUUAGCUUACUACUGCCUCAGCAGGGACCCUAAAUCUCGCCCUUCAAUGGAUGAAGUCGUGAAGGGUCUUACCCCAUUGCAAGAUCUUAAUGAUUUUGCCACCCAUUCUUAUCAUGCUCGUUCAGCUCAACAAGGGUGGCGCAGAAAAAAAUCAGAUGGGAUUCAACAGCUCACUUACACCCAGUCCAAGAGCGGUAGGGAAUCCCCAUUGCAUACUGGUAAGCAGGAUUGUAAAUAAUUGAGCUGGGUUUAUUUUUAUAUUUAUCAGGAUACUCCACUCCACUUUGUAUUCCAUCUGGUUGGCACACUCUGAUCUGAGCCAAUUGCUCGGAUGAGGCUUAUUAUUGAGGAAAUGAUGUGGAUGAGGGCAUAUGCAAAGUUCAGAUGUUUCUGCAUGGAUCUUAGGGUGUUUGAGAUCCAGAACAGCCGGGACACUGAGUACCCAAAGAGCUGGCACAUUUUGAGGAAGGUGCACUACAUCCUCCUAUUUGCGGAGCCCUUGCGGCUGAAUUGUAGAUCUGACCGUUGAAUUGGGGUUGUUUUUUGUAUUCAUACCACUGUUGCAAUUGGAAUAUGUCAUCAAAAGUACAUAAAUCCCAACAUGUCCAUGAUUGCUAUUUGCAAUGUCUUGAAUUUGAUUUACUUGGAGUUUUUGAAAUCAGAUUUGGUUCAUCUCCAAUUAUGAUCGAAAAUGGUGCUUCCUUA
This is a messenger RNA of Telopea speciosissima, 1811 nucleotides long. RefSeq names its product serine/threonine-protein kinase PBL34-like. Gene Ontology annotation, molecular function: ATP binding; protein kinase activity. Bases 31 to 1344 code for a protein of 437 amino acids. Gene Ontology annotation, biological process: protein phosphorylation. The record is from RefSeq and is a predicted model, not a curated record. Lineage: Eukaryota; Viridiplantae; Streptophyta; Magnoliopsida; Proteales; Proteaceae. The transcript is spliced from 6 exons.